This is a messenger RNA of Penicilliopsis zonata CBS 506.65, 368 nucleotides long. RefSeq lists its product as hypothetical. The coding region runs from base 28 to 294 and encodes 88 amino acids. The record is from RefSeq and is a predicted model, not a curated record. Lineage: Eukaryota; Fungi; Ascomycota; Eurotiomycetes; Eurotiales; Aspergillaceae. The transcript has 2 exons.
ACUCAAUUCUACACUCCAUCCAAGACCAUGUUCUUCUCAAUGAAACCCAUUGUCGGCCUCCUCGCCCUCUCGAUGGUCGCCGUCGCCGCCCCCGCCGAGCACGUCGAGCGCUCUGCCGCCGACUCGCUCCAGAAGCGCGGCGACUGCUUCGGUGGCAGCUACGGAACCUGCUUGACCGAGUACUUUGAGCUGUUCUGCCUGGUGCAGUGUGUGUCUGACAACCUCAUUGCCGAGCAAGACUGCAAGAAUCAGUGUGAUGACGGGGCUUCUUCUUACUGUGAGGAGGAGUGUUAGUUGGGUAUCUACCUUGCUUGUCUAUAGUCUAGCUUAUACUUGAUCAUCCAUUAAGUUUGUUGAGUAUUGUUGAG